Messenger RNA from Capsaspora owczarzaki ATCC 30864, 4574 nucleotides. RefSeq lists its product as hypothetical. Bases 34 to 3846 code for a protein of 1270 amino acids. The transcript has 2 exons. The record is from RefSeq and is a predicted model, not a curated record. NCBI's taxonomy places the organism in Eukaryota, Filasterea, Ministeriida, Capsasporidae. Gene Ontology annotation, molecular function: protein binding.
CUUUUUGUCUCUUUCGUUCUUUCAUUUUGAAUCAUGCCUUCCCGCCAGCUCACCGCCGCUGUGGCCGUGCUGGUGGUGCUUGCCACCGCUGCUUCGACGGCGUUUGGCGACGCUCCCAUCUCCUUCAAGGACCCCUACGAAACGAUCAUCACCGACUAUGGCCAAUCGUGCAUCAGCCACCCGAGCCAUGCCCGCCACGGCAAGCCCACCGUCAAGGACCUCUCUAGCCCCGAAACCACGCUCGAGUUUUGCACGCCGUGGGCUGGCAACGGCUGCUGCCGCCCCGAGCUCACCCGCUUGAUCAACUCUGUCCCGGACUAUGACGCCGUGUACGACUUUAACUGGGCUGUGUGCGGCGAGCUUUCUGCCGACUGCGCGACCUACAUGAAGCACGAGGCGUGCUUUGUCGAGUGCUCCCCGUACCUGACUCCGUUCGAGGAUCGCUCGUUCGGCUACUACUUUUCGUCCGUCCCCGUGUGCUCGAGCUGGGCUGAUCGCUGGUUUGACGCGUGCCGCAACGACAAGACCUGCGUCGACAACUGGUACGACGACAACGCCUGGGAUUACACGCCUGACGGCUGGAACAUUUGCAAGCCGGACUCGCAGUGCACCACCUACGCAGACCGCUUUGGCAGCCCCAAGAAGAUGCUCGAGACCCUUUGGGGCAUUUCCUUCACCUACUCGACCGACGAAUCCCGCUGCUACAUGCCAUUCUUCAGCGGCGUCCCCAACGAAGCCCCUUACGUGAAGGCGCUCUUGGACAAGAUCCAGGUGGAAGACCCGUCUGUGAUUGGCACCAAGGUCAAGGCCGUCGACUCGACCGAAGAGUCCAAGCUGCCCAAGGCCGUCGACUUCCUCCCCAUCGAUGCCCCGUCGAUUGGCGCCAAGACCCAGACCCCGGAGCCUGGCCUUGCCGGCUACACACGCAUUGUCGUCGAUGACAUUGGCCUGACGUACGCCCUCGACCAGAUUACUGGUGCGAUUGACAUCUACCCCAUCGACCGCAGUCUCGGUGUCCUGACGCACAUCACCUUCGCUUCCACCGAUUCGGCUGCUCUCGACAUGGAUCUGAUGGAGGGAGUGCUUGCAGUCACCACGGUUCCUCGCUCGUCGCUGGCCACCUGGAAGGAGGAUGCUGCCCAGCCUGGCUCGCUUGUCUUUAUUGACAUUGCUAACGGCUUUGCUGUUCUCUCGACGGUGCAAGUCGGUGCCUACCCCGUCAAGGUCCUGUUCACCCCCAACGGCGAGCACGUCGUCGUGGCCAACCAAGGUCCCCGUGUCAGCUCCACCCUCGACCCCGAUGGCAGUGUCACCCUUGUCAGCGUUCGCCCGCAGCGCAACUACACUGUCGGUAUUAUUGGUCCCUACGUUCCGCCAAACUUGCUGGACUGUGCCGCUGCCGUCCAGCAGAGCACCCACGUCCGCACCGCUGUCUGGAACAACGAGACUGCCGUCGACCCCCGUGUUGCGCAGUUUGCCAACUUUUCUGCCGGUAUGCGCGACAUUGAACCCAUCUGGCUCUCGGUUGCCAUCGAUUCCGCGAACGUCUACGUGUCUCUGCAGGCGCAGAACGCCUUUGGUGUCAUCUCCAUUCCUUCGGGAACCUGGACGCGCGUCGUUGGCUGGGGCUUUAAGGACCACCAGGAGCCCGACAUGGGCCUCGAUGCCUCCAGCUCUGACGGCAUCAACGUCAAGAACCAGCAUCUGUUUGGUCUGUACCAGCCUCGCGUUGUUGAGGUCUUUUACGCCGACGGCAUUCCCCACCUCAUCACCGCCAACCAGGGUGACGCCACCCGCAACGCUGUGGACAUUUCCACCAUCACCAUCGACAACCCCGACUUUUGGAGCAACCCUGACGGCUUCAAGGCCUCGGUCGCUGGCCUGAAGGUCCACGACACGCUCGGCGUUGAGAAUGGCAACCACGAGUUUAUCUACACGUUCGGUGGUCGCUCCGUCUCCAUCUGGGAGAUGGACGGCUCGCUUCGCUUUGAUUCUGGUGACACCUUUGAGCGUAUUCUUGCCUGGAUCCAGCCUCGCUGGUUUAACGCGGUUGAUGGCGCCAGUGGCUUUGAUCAGGCCUCGUCCACCACUGGCUGCGCCCCCAGCGCCGUCACGCUCGGCCCGAUUGGCGAUCACCUCUACGCCUUUAUCGGUUUUGACAACUGCAACGGCAUUGUCGUCUUUGACGUGACCCUCCCCCACGACUCGCACUUUGUUCGCUACCUGCCCAUCGAGGACAUUUCUCACGUCACCGGCCUGUCCUUCUUCCCGUCUGUCGCCCCCACCUUUGACACCGCCAAGCUCUACGUCACUGCCUCUUCUGGCACCACCGCGACCGUGCGUGUGUACCAGGUCGUCCCCACUCUCGACCAGGGCCGCUUGACCGUCCCCGUCCACGAGUCGUGGUCGAUGGCCCAGCCGCUGCCCACUGCCCGCUCGGAUUUUACUGCCAGCACUGUCGGCAAGCGCGUCUUUGUCACUGGUGGCUGCAUCACGGACAACGUCGUCACCCCUUACGGCGUCGACCAGUGCAACCAGGUGGCUGGCGAUGUCAACAUUUACGACCCGGAGACCAACGCUUGGGUUGUUCCCGGUGGUGUCAUGAUUACUCCGCGUACUCGCCACGCCGCUGCUGUCUGGCGCGAGCGUCUGUACGUUUUCGGCGGUCGCCCUGCUGGCGACGAUUAUGGCCAGGCAUUCUCUUCGGCCGAGUUUUACGACUUUGAGCUGGACGGAUGGCGCGCCAUUGCUCCUCUGCCCGUCGCCCUCAGUGAUGCUGCUGCCGUCGAGCUCUUGGACAAGAUUUACGUGUUUGGCGGCUACGACUCGUUCUACACUGGCUCGCUCAACCGCACUUUUGUUUACGAUCCGAUGGCCGACACCUGGUCUGAGCUCGUGAACGCUCCGCUCAACGGCGCGUUCGGCCGUGGUGACCACUCUGCCGCUGUCAUUGACGGCGUCAUUUACUGCUUUGGUGGCUUUAGCCAGGCUCUGGGCGCCGAUUGGGGCACCACUGAGGCGCUUGCCACGAUGGAGGCCUUCGAUCCUUUUGUCGGCCACUGGACUCCCCGUGCCUCGAUGAACCUCGCUCGCGGCGAUGCCGGUAUUGCCGUUGUCGACGACAUGCUCUACGUCAUGGGUGGCGAGGGCAAGGAUGGCUCUGACCCUUACACUUGGAAGUACAUUGCGCGCAACGAGCUCGAGCGCUACGACCCUGCCCGCGACCUGUGGAUCACGCUCGCCCCCGUCCCGUCGUCGCGCCUGCGCUGCGCUGCCGCCUCCGUCGGCGAGUUUACCUAUCUGUUUGGUGGCCACAACCAGCAGAAGGAAAUCCUCUACCUCGUCGAAAAGUUCAACGGUGACAUCAUUUUCGGUCUUGAAGAGUACUUUGAGCACAUUCAGAUCCGCGCUUCCAGCCUCCACAACUAUGUCGUGUCUGCCACCUCUCGCGAGUCUCGCUGGGUUGCCAACGAGGCCUACACCAACGACAUGACCACCGUCAACACCCAGCUGGCCUCUGUGCAGACCACCUCGGCUGCCAACAACCUGACCAUCACGACGCUCCAGGCCGAGAUUGCUGCGCUCCAGGCACAGUUGGUGGUCCUUACGCACUCCCUCAACGCUGCGACUGCCCAGGUUGCUCAGCUUCAAUCGUAUGUCGAUUCUGGCAACGUUGGCGCUGACAGCAACGCCAAGGAGAUUGCCGUCGCUGCCCUUGUUCUGGUUGUGCUCCUCAUCGUUGCGCUCAUCGUUGUUGCCGUCAAGACCUGGGCUGUUCCUGCCCGUCGUCGCGCCAACAGCCAGCGUGGCCCUGUCAAGCUGGAGGACCUCAGCGACCGCAUUUAAAACCAGUCUAGGCGCCGCUCUUUCUCCUUUUUUUUUCUCCUCUUCCCUUGCUCUUGUGUCUUGUCCUUUGUCAUUUCGAACCCUUCCUUUUCACCUUUUCUCCUUUUCACCUCUUUCUAUUUGUACUUUUUUUUCUGCCGUCUUUUUUGGCCGUCGAGCUUGUUUCUCUCUGGCUCCAGACGUGUGCUGCGUUUCCAACGUCGCAUGUGUUUGGACUGUCGGGACUUCUCGUGUCUGCCUAACCCCUCCAGGACCGCCGGGGUGCUAAGUAUCAUUUGAACUUUCGCACUUUUGCUCCAACGCACAAGAUGUUCAUCUUUUUGUUUGUUUGUUUCUGCAUCCUGUUUCGCUGCCCCACUCAAUGCGGAUGUCUUCCAACGAGGACUGUGAUUUUCUGGCAUCGGGCAUUCCACCUUGCUCGGAGCUGUCUUGAGAUUUUUGCAGAGCUGGCCUCAUCGGUCUGCUCGAAUUCUCUUGAUGGCUCUCUGCAUGCUUGUGGGUGUUCUCGUUGCUGGUUCUUCUUGUUCUUGUUUGGCUGCUGGCUGCUGCCCCCCCCCCCUCAAAAAGUUGUUGUAUCUUGUCUUUUGCGCGAUUGUGUUGAUUCUGGCUUGGCUGAGAUCAUACCCGUGAACCUGCCCGGAUAAUACCGGGAAGGAAGCGUCCUGGAACCCCAUUUUUCUUCUUUCUUGAUGUAUGCCUCUUUGUUCGAAAUGAAAUUGUGUAUAUGA